UCUUAUUUCCUCUUUUAUUCUCUUCCGCAGUCUCAUUCCCCUCUCUCUCUCUCUCUCUCUCUCUUUUCCAGGAACGAGGAAGAAGGGAGAGAAACGAGGUGGAAGAAGGAGAAGAAGGAGAAGAAGCGGAGACCGUAGCCUCGCGUCUUAGUGGAUAUCUGGAUCGGGAAGAAUGGGGCUCACGUUCGCGAAGCUCUUCAGCCGCCUCUUUGCGAAGAAGGAAAUGCGGAUCCUGAUGGUUGGGCUUGACGCGGCGGGUAAGACAACCAUCCUGUACAAGCUGAAGCUCGGGGAGAUCGUCACCACCAUACCCACCAUCGGAUUCAAUGUGGAGACUGUAGAGUAUAAAAAUAUUAGCUUCACUGUCUGGGAUGUUGGUGGCCAGGACAAGAUCAGACCUUUAUGGAGGCAUUACUUCCAGAACACACAGGGUCUUAUUUUUGUUGUUGACAGCAAUGACAGAGAUCGCGUAGUUGAGGCAAGGGAUGAACUUCACAGGAUGCUUAAUGAGGAUGAGUUGCGCGAUGCUGUCUUGCUCGUGUUUGCAAACAAACAAGAUCUGCCAAAUGCUAUGAAUGCUGCUGAAAUCACUGAUAAGCUUGGUCUGCAUUCCCUGCGUCAACGGCAUUGGUACAUACAGAGCACUUGUGCCACAUCCGGUGAGGGUUUAUACGAGGGGCUUGAUUGGUUGUCCAACAACAUAGCUAGCAAGGCUUAAAAAAUGUGGAAGAUGCAACAAGAAGUCUCAGAAGCAAGGAGCAACUGCGUUCCCCUUUUCCGUAUCCUGACGAUGUUUUUGGUACAUUAUGACCCAAGACACUUUUUAAGCUUUAGCGUGUAUGGAUGAUCUUAUGUUUGGUUCUUUGUUGCCACCUGACGUUUUAUGUAUACACAUGGUUUUCUAGUUCUUUCAGUGGAAAAUCUGCUUCAUUAUCUUGAUCA
Musa acuminata AAA Group (dessert banana) is the source of this 942-nucleotide messenger RNA. RefSeq names its product ADP-ribosylation factor 1-like. Gene Ontology annotation, cellular component: cytoplasm. NCBI's taxonomy places the organism in Eukaryota, Viridiplantae, Streptophyta, Magnoliopsida, Zingiberales, Musaceae. Gene Ontology annotation, molecular function: GTPase activity; GTP binding. The record is from RefSeq and is a predicted model, not a curated record. The transcript is spliced from 7 exons. Gene Ontology annotation, biological process: intracellular protein transport; vesicle-mediated transport. The coding region runs from base 173 to 718 and encodes 181 amino acids.